AUGUCAUUGCCGUGCCAAGAUCUAAUAGGUGCAGACUUCCUCCUGGCAUUAUGCCCACCGAACAUUGACCCUUCGUCUCUCUCCGUCAUGGUUGCUUUCGCCGUUGGAGGCCUCCUAGGUGAUACUUUGUUUCAUCUUCUCCCUGAGAUCUUCCUAGGCGAGGACUCCCCGGAGCAUGUGCGCUUCGUCAUGGUCGAACCCAACAGGAAUCUCCUCCUCGGACUCGGGAUCAUGGUCGGCUUCUUCACCUUCGUGGCCAUGGACAAGGCUCUCCGCAUUGCAACAGGAGGCGAAGGGCAUGCCCACUCACACUCGCACACAGACACCGACAGCUCUUCCCACGGCACAACCACCAGCUCCACCACCAGCACCGCCAACACCGAGCUACGGAAGCGCAAAUCCACUCCCGCCACCAAGAAAGAACCAGAAGACGAGAAAGACAUCAACCCCAGCGUCAAACUAGGCGGCUACCUCAACCUCAUCGCCGACUUCACCCACAACAUCACCGACGGCCUGGCAAUGUCCUCCUCCUUCUACGCCUCCCCCACCAUCGGCGCAACCACAACCCUUGCCGUCUUCUUCCACGAAAUCCCCCACGAAGUCGGUGACUUUGCGCUCCUCAUCCAGUCCGGCUUCUCAAAGCGUAAGGCCAUGGGUGCGCAGUUCGUCACCGCCAUCGGUGCGUUCCUCGGGACAUUCAUCGGCAUCGCGAUCCAGGAGUUGGGAGGCGGGCACAGCACAGCGGCUGGUGGUGUGACGGGCUCAUCGGCCGGGCUGCUGGGCACGAGUCUCACCUGGGGCGAUAUGCUCUUGCCUUUUACUGCAGGGACGUUCCUCUACGUCGGGACUGUGUCGGUCAUCCCGGAACUGCUCGAGACGGGCAAGGAUAAGGCAGUUGAGAUCAAGAAGACGAUUGUGCAGUUCCUGGCUGUUGCGGUCGGGGCGGGAAUCAUGCUUGCGUGA
Aspergillus fumigatus Af293 is the source of this 963-nucleotide messenger RNA. RefSeq names its product Zn(2+) transporter YKE4. Gene Ontology annotation, biological process: zinc ion transmembrane transport; intracellular zinc ion homeostasis. NCBI's taxonomy places the organism in Eukaryota, Fungi, Ascomycota, Eurotiomycetes, Eurotiales, Aspergillaceae. Gene Ontology annotation, molecular function: zinc ion transmembrane transporter activity. Gene Ontology annotation, cellular component: membrane. The coding region runs from base 1 to 963 and encodes 320 amino acids. The record is from RefSeq and is a predicted model, not a curated record. The transcript has a single exon.